AUGGAUGACAGAGACAAGGACAAGGAAAGGGACACAGUCAAUCCAAAGAGGCGGCGGGGUCUUGGUAUUGUAACUCCAAAUGCUUGCACAGAAUGUAGAAAGAAGCGUGCAAAGUGUGAUGGCGAAACUCCUUGCGCAAGAUGUGCAUCUCAAAAGAACGUCGAAUGUGUCUACGAAGUUCCCGUACGUCAAUCAAAAGAGAAUAUGAGAUCGGAAAUCGAACACCUAAAGGCUUAUCAACAACAAAGUGAACGUGUGCUUGCUGCUAUCGCUUCACAGGAUCAAACCGCGCAAGUAAUCGAUCGACUUCGGCAAGGGGAAGGAUUAAAAAGCAUCGCGGACAAUUUGCAAACUCCAUCGCAGGUUUCAUCGGCUGAAGGAGGAAAUAUCACGACAUAUACAAGUUUUACAGAUCAUCAAGCAAUCGGGAAUGCGCUCAGGCCGGUUAGAGGAAUCAUAAUGGCUCCAUUCACAUCAUGGGGAAGAAGUGGUUUGCAAGGACCAACUGCCGACUUUCAACAGGGGGAAAUGCAAGGAAUGUGGAAUCAAUGGCCUGAUACUCACAACAUAUCAUCCGGUAUCGCAGCUAGUGAUGACUUGAUGAAUUGGCAGACAGAACCCGCUAAUCUGCCUGAGAAUCAUGAUCAUCCGGCAAUUGGGGGUACCUGGCCGGAGGAAGCAUCCAAUCAUUCAACUCCGAAUAGUACAGUACUAUAUGCUAGAGGUCAAGGUCAAGAAACGAUUCUCGGUCAAGGAAUUGGUUCGUUACGGGAAGAUAGUCCCACCGUUCCACCCGCAUCAUGGACUAAAGUUACAUCGGAUUCUGAAUUCGUAGACCAUCUUAUGGCACUAUACUUCUGUUGGGAAUAUCCCACAUUCGCCUCUUUGAGCAAGGAGCAUUUUCUUCAUGAUUAUAAGACCGGAAAAACGGAGCAUUGUAGUGAGCUACUAGUGAAUGCGAUAUUGGCUUUAGGAUGUCGAUUCUCUGCUAAUGUAAAUGCAAGAACUGAUCCUCACGAUAGUGGUACUGCUGGUGGACAUUUUUUUGCCGAAGCUACUCGUUUGCUUAAAUUGGAAAAAGACCAACAUUCUUUAACAACAAUUCAAGCAUUGGGUCUGAUGGCAAUUAGAGAGGCUAGUGGAGGCCGCUCCAGUGCAAGCAUUUAUCUUUCAGGGCAGUCGCUUCGAUUGGCAAUUGAGAUGGGUCUCCAUCUUGAAGCAGAGGGGCAGCUACCUAGUCAACCAGUAGAGGGAUCACAAGCCGUACGACUAGCCACAUUUUGGGGAGCCUUCUCCUUAGAUCAAGCUUGGUCUUUGACUAUUGGGCGAGUACCUCUAUUCUCACAUAUUACCCAGUUGAAUGUAAAGCCAGCAAUAGUCAGUUCAAUUGAAGCAUCUGCGUGGAUUCCAUAUACAGAUGAUGGAGCACCACUUGAACGUAAUUGUACUCAACCAUCGAAUAUUAGAAGUGUAUACGCAACUUUUUGUGAGCUUUCUGAACUAGUUCACCAAUCUUUGUAUCUUUUCUAUGCCCCUGGCUCCAAUGUCAACAGCAAUUCGUUGCUCAAAUUAUAUACUAAGUUUCUCCGAUGGUAUGACUCGAUUCCUGCCGCUCUACGUUUAGGACAUAACUUCACACCAUCUGUAUUAUUCUCACAUAUGUACUAUCACUAUACCAUCUUACUUUUGUUCCGCCCCUUUAUCAAACUUUCUCUGAUCGGAUCAGAAGUCUCGCCUCGUGAUGUUUGCAAUCAAGCUGCAGAUGCAAUUUCUGCCCUCACCAGCUCCUACGCUCAGCUUUACACGCUGAGGCGUACUCCCUCUUUUGUACCUCACUUUAUCCUCGCCUCAAGUAUUACCCAUCUCGUGACACUUGGUAAUGCAAAGACCGGCGUGGAGAAAGUCACUCAAGGAAUUGCAGAUCUUAGAGAAAUGGCUAGCUGUCAUGGAUUUGCUGCUCGCGCCUGUAAUAUCCUUCGUCAUCUGGCUAAGAAAUGGAAUAUUGAAGUCCCUGAUGAUAGCCAAGAACCAAUAGAACCUGAUGUCUUCGAUGCCCAAGCUCGACCUUCUCCCAAUUCUCUCAAUCAAUUUUGUACACAGGUUGAUGAGGCGGAUAUGAUGCGCGGUAUUGGUUUGGCAGGGGAAGAAGAAAAUCCUCUCUUUUGGCCUUUCCCUAUGCAGGGAAGACCAUUAAUGCAAUAUGCUGGAGGUAAUUUGGGAAAGUUGGGAUUCGAGAGGUUAAAAAAAUGA
Messenger RNA from Botrytis byssoidea, 2250 nucleotides. RefSeq lists its product as uncharacterized. The coding region runs from base 1 to 2250 and encodes 749 amino acids. The transcript is spliced from 5 exons. The record is from RefSeq and is a predicted model, not a curated record. Lineage: Eukaryota; Fungi; Ascomycota; Leotiomycetes; Helotiales; Sclerotiniaceae. Gene Ontology annotation, molecular function: DNA binding; zinc ion binding; DNA-binding transcription factor activity, RNA polymerase II-specific. Gene Ontology annotation, biological process: regulation of DNA-templated transcription; DNA-templated transcription.